AUGCCUGGAAACGACGAAGUACCGCCGGAGACGAACCAACAAGUCGGAAGAGGCGCACCGCCCGUGCCAGCCAGCCGCGGCGCCGCCGGCCGCCACCCUCCGAACCCCUCCCCGCGUCAUCGCGUACUACACUUCUAUGUCCCCAUCAUCGAGGGGCGGGAGAUUAUUUCCGUCGAUUCGCGUGGGGUACUCGCCGCAUCUCCUUCCGACUUGGACGACGGGCCAGUGAUCUUUGUAGACAUAGAUAUGGAUGGGAGAUUAUUCACGGAGGGCUAUCGUGUUCCCGGCGAGCCAUUUGAAAGCAUGGAUCAACUCAUCCACGCGGCCGGUGUCCACUUGCUCACCAGUUCCUGCCGCCACGACCUGCCUCAGUAUGAGGAGCAGCAGCAUGUGGGAGGCACCGCAUCUUCGUCUUCGCAGAUGCCUAGUCCAGAACUUCGGCGCCUCUACUCUGAAGCCUUCCGUCGUCUGCCGUGUAAGGAGGGGGGUCUUGUGGCUGAACCUGCCUGCGGGCAAAAACUAAAACAACAUGACCUCUCUUCCGUGAAGGACUUACUGAACACUUCAACAUUGGAGUUGUCCACCACUUCGACGUCUUCUAUGCAGAUGCCAACUCAGCCUUGGCGCUGUCUUUCCUCAUCACCUAUUUGGGCCUUGCCACGUCUAAGCCGGGGAAUCAUAUUUUACAUCAGGAUCGAUCUGAAUGAAUCUUACCACACAUACCCUGACGUGGGUGGGCCGUUUCAGAGCUUACAAGCAGCUCACAAUGCUAUUGAUCGCUAUCUUCAGGAACAACAGGCUCCAACAAGGUUCACGCAGCGACAAUGUCUUAACUGGCCUGAUGGCACAAGGAAGAAGCUUUUGGAAUCGCAAAUUGAUGAAAGGUGUGACUGGAAGCGCCAGUUGGUCCAAGCUCUGGUGGACAAGUACAAUGAUUACCGCCAUCUUAUGGGGGACCGUGCAUACAAACUCAAAGAUGUUGUGCUCUACAACUCAGUUUUUGGGGCCAAUGACCAUAGUAGGUUGUAUGGUCAUAUUAAUUUCACAAUGAAAGGAGCUGAGGAUUCUGACUGUGGCAUCGAUGAUCUAUUCUUUGCUGAAGUCACAAUUAAACGGGCAGAGUAUUCAGAAUUAAUGGUGAGCUGUUUCUGCAUGGUUAAACCUACUGACAACGGUCUUUGCUACGGUUGUGAUGUGAAGCACCCCAAUGAUGCUGCCGCAUAUACUGGUGCUGGAGUUAACUCACAGCGUGCAUGUCCUAUAUUUGGCAAUAUGAAAUGGAAGUGCCGUAACGAAACUUUGCAAGAGGAGGAAGAUAGGGUAAGAAGUUUAUAUAAGGGCCAGGGUCUUGAUGCUCCGGAUUAUUUGGAGAGAGUGAAAGAAGAGAUGACACUUAAGCCAUUCAGGCCUAAAUAUCUGGAUGUGGCAACUAUGCAUGAAGACUAAGUAUGGCGCUGGAGUGGAAGAAUAAGGGCCUAACCCUCUGAAAUUCCUUGUGAC
Molecule: messenger RNA, 1500 nt
Organism: Lolium rigidum
Lineage: Eukaryota; Viridiplantae; Streptophyta; Magnoliopsida; Poales; Poaceae
Exons: 8
Coding region: 1-1446 (481 amino acids)
Source: RefSeq, a predicted model, not a curated record